UCACUAUAUUUAUUAGUUGUGCUUGUUCAGUUCCCAAUUCUACAGGCGAAAAGCUUCGCAUUUCUUACCGAACUCUCCUUCCUUUCUUCCGCCAAACCAAACAGAAAGACUCCCCUCCUUCCGCUGGAAACGUAAUCGAGGUGCGUGACUGUAAUGUAGCAGAUUGCCGCGGAGAUCAUUUCCCCGUCGCAGUUCUUGUUCUUCUGCUGCUGCUUCGCGAUUCAUCUGGAGGAAGAAGACCUCGGACGAUUAUCACAUAUCGAAGAAGAAAUUCUCCAGCCAGAGAGUUGUGUUAGUCCUCGCAGAUGGAUAGCUUCACCGCCGAAGAUCUAUCCACGAUCGGGGGAAUCGCCACCGUCUCGCUUCUUCACUCCUUUAUCCCCACCCACUGGCUGCCUUUCUCCAUCGUCGGCCGCGCUCAGAAAUGGACUCUCUCCAGAACCCUCCUCGUCAGGAAUUUUGUUUCUCCCUGCAGCUGCUUUUGGGGCUGUCUUGCAUGUUAUCUCAACUUCGCUCCUUGGCAUCACGGCAAUCACAAUGGCAAACACAAUUGCUGGUGAAGAAACAGUUCACAAGCUAGCGUCAUUGCUUCUCGUAAUUCUUGGUGGUAGUUACGUGUUGCUGUUUCUCUCUGGAAAAGGUGGACACAGUCACUCUCACAACCAGCCGAUGGAGAAAAUGGCUGUUGCAGGGCUUGUUCUUGUUCCUGCAUUAUCUCCUUGUGCGACUACACUUCCAGUGUUCCUUGCAGUCGGUAAUUCAUCCUCUAUGAUGGUGCUUGCUAUCAUCGUGCUGCUAAUCAGCACGAUAACUGUGAUGACUUCACUGGUGGCUCUGUCAUUCUACGGUGCUAGUCAAAUCAAGUUCCACUGGGUGGAGCGCUACGACAAACUUCUUGUGGGUUCCGUUCUCUGUCUGGUGGGAAUCUUGACGCUCAUCUUCCACGAUCAUGAUCAUGGUCACAGUCACCACCACGGAGAGGGAACUUUCGCAGCUCAGCAACUGCCAAGAAAAGUCAUUCUCCCUUGACCAUUUCCCCAUGCAGGUGACAAAAAAAGAUGUAAAGUGUUAAAAGCUGUACUAGGUAUGCUUCUUCUUCUUGUUCAUUGAGGCACAGGAUCGACUCUGUACUGACAGAACUGCGAGGUGUGUGUAGUGUGGGAUGUUGCCACUCGUGAUGAUUCUUUACCUUCUCCUAAACUGUUCGGUGAACGAACGACAACUAGUAGUUUGUCUUUGUACUUCUUGUAGUUGCAUCCAUCGAUGCGUUUGCCAAUGUACUUCAAGUUAUAGAAUGUUGGUUCAUGCAGUCAUGCAGAUGUCAUUUCCCUGUGCAUGAAGGUUACUGCAGAUAUUGGUAGCUAGCAAUAUCUGAUCCCUAAAAAGUAAAAACUAUUUCUCAAUAAUCAACAACGACCUUGUCAAUCAGCCUCAUUUUGAUAGCCCAAAAUCAAAUAUGAGCGAAAUGAGGCUAAUUGAGGCCCCAAUAUUCCCGAGAUUGGCUUAAUCAAUUUUGUUGGGCAUGGGUAGUGAUGACAAUUUGAACUCGUUCUGCGGGUAUUAUCCGAUCUGAUUUGUGAUGGGGUGGAUAUUAUCUGAUUCGCAGUAGUGUGGGGCGGGGC
Linum tenue is the source of this 1622-nucleotide messenger RNA. The record is from the annotation of a GenBank genome assembly. NCBI's taxonomy places the organism in Eukaryota, Viridiplantae, Streptophyta, Magnoliopsida, Malpighiales, Linaceae.